CAUGAACAUGGGGACUCCGAGUCCCAGGAGCCCUGGUAGCGGGCGUAAGGCUGCCAAGGAGCAGCCGCCAACGCCCCUCAUGCACUUGCUGCCCCACAUAACGAUGUCAUGUCUGGAGCGACAUGCCGCCGGCAGACCAGCCAAGCUCUCUGACAUGUGCGUCCCUGUGGGCUGCGUGGACACAUGCUUGCACGCCCGCAUCACAACACAUCCUGUCUGUGUGUGUGCAGGUGCCGAAGAAAGCUGUCCCAGUCAUUUCUCAAGUUCGGGGUGGAAAUGGGGGAGCAGAGAAGGGACGGAGGGGCUGCAUUGUGGUGCUUUGUGGCGUGUGUGUUGUGUGUUCAGGACAUAGAGAAGCGCCUGCCUUUGCAGGACCUGCAGCAGAUCUUCUCGGCAGUGCCACACGAUGUGCCCGCAACCAUGGCCAUAUCGAGGUGUGUGGGCCGCACUGCCGCAUACAUACAUGCGUCAGACAGCAGAAGCAUUGCAAUGAUGUUUUUCUGCCAUCUCCAGAAUCUGCAACGAAGACUACUUCAGGGAGAGGUGGGAAAGAAUAUGAUAUGCCAAACUCACACACAACAGAACAGGGGCAGUCAGCUCUCCAUUCCUUGAUGCUGAUCCAGAUCCAAGGCGACUUUCCCUCUGCGCUCCCUCUCAGUCGUCGACCACGGCAAGUAAGAAAGCAGCCCUUCACUCAACACACCGCUUCAGAGUCUCUUCCCUCAUCUAGCCGUCUGUCUGUCUGUCUGUCUGUCUAUCUCUGUGUCUCCCUGUAGCUCGUGGAAGCAACUGUUCCUGGAGCUGACCCUCCAGCAGGAGCUGGAGAACAUGGGCAAGCCCGACUGGCCCAGCAACGUGGACAUCAAAGAGCUCACCACCCUCUGCCGCGCAUUCGUCUUCUCCCUCUCCCUGAACCUCCAAAGAGGCGCCAAGGAGACCCACGCAAAAGUGGUCGAGGUCAUCGACUCCCUGCCAAACCUCUGCAGGAUCACCCUGAGGUGUGCGGACGACAACAUGAGUGCGACGCCCAGCAGGGAGCUAGGGGUGGGCGGGCUGACCCUGCCCUUUGCGCGGAGCCUGGCGGUGUCGAUGCGGCGGCUGCAGAUGCUGACGUCGGUAAAUCUGUCGUCGAACCUUAUCAAUGAUCGGAUUGUGAGGGUCCUCUGCAAAGGUGGGUGGGCGCGUUGUGGGGGGGUGGGUGCGGUGGGUCCGCCAUCCGCGUGUGUGCGUUAUGCGUGUGUUGGUUCAGGUUUUGAGGGCAUCUGCACGCUGAGGGACCUUGACCUAGCACACAACAAGAUCUCUGACCGGGUAGGCGGGCGCGAUGAUUUCCAGGCCAUUCCUCUCUGAACCACAUCUCUCUCUGUCUCUGCCUCUCUCUCUGGCAAUGCAGGGCGCCCACUAUGUGGCCCAGAUGCUAGACGAGUCCACCACCCUCAGCACCCUCUCUCUCCGCGACAACCUCCUCCACGACAACGGCCUUCUCAAACUAGGCGCCACCCUCGAGCACAACAACUCCCUCCAGCGGCUCGACGUCUCCCUCAACAGAGUCGGCGACACCGGCGCGUCGGCCAUGUUCAAAGACCUGAGGAAGAACACAUCGCUCACACACCUUUCCCUCUCGUCCAAUGCCAUCACGGAGGCAUCGGAAGCCGCGCUGGAGCUGUUGCUGAGGGAGAACAGGACACUGGAGCACCUGGACCUGAGCGGCAACGGCGUGGCUGUGCCGGAGGGCGUCCCGACGCAGUGCAAGAUCGAUGUCAGGCGGUGUCUCGUGGUGCCUAGCGAGGAGGAGGGAGGGGAGAUGCAACAAGAGGGGAAUGGGAUGAUUGUGGCCGCUGAAGACGCUGAUGCCCCUGAUGCCGAAUCUGCUGGUGGUGGUACUGGUGCUGUUGAGGAUGCAGCGGUUGACACUGAGACAGUGGUUGCAGGUGGGGCCGCUGGCGGUGGGAGUGCGUGAUGUGUGUGCGUGGAGUGGAC
Messenger RNA from Vitrella brassicaformis, 1980 nucleotides. The record is from the annotation of a GenBank genome assembly. Lineage: Eukaryota; Vitrellaceae.